Molecule: messenger RNA, 957 nt
Organism: Symbiodinium natans
Lineage: Eukaryota; Dinophyceae; Suessiales; Symbiodiniaceae
Source: the annotation of a GenBank genome assembly
AUGAAUGAAGAGCUUGUGAUGGGUGGUGCUGGGAUGGACGUGGAGCUAGAUGAGAUCAGCUUUAGAAGCAAAGGCUUGGACGACAAGGUUCUAUGGCUCCGUUACAUUGCGAUCGUUCGUAGAGGAAGUGCGAAAGUCUUCAUUCACAAGCUCCCGGACAAGUUGACGGCUUCCGGACAAGGUGGAGGAGGCCCUUUGAGCAUCCAGGAGCUGAAGGAUACGAUCGUGAAUUCCGCAGGAGCCAGCCGAAUCGCCGUUGGCAGUGUCUGUCACACAGACAGUGCAAAGGCGUACAAGAAGCUGGACUCUGAAGAGCCAUUGCCAUGUUUGUACAAUGGAGCCUUGGGAGGACCUUCUUUUGCUCAUUUGAAACUGGCGCACAGCAACGUCCGACACAAGCCGCCCCACCCAGAGUUCACUCGAAAGUUCAAGCUCAAGAUCUUUGAUGGGCGACAAUGGGUGGAAGAGAUCAGGGUUGGGGGCACCCAAAAGUUGGAUGGGUUCUUUGCAACCUUUCGAAGAGAGGUCGGCAAGCGUCCCAUCAACACCACGGGGCCUUCUCCUGCUACGGCUGAGGCAAUGGAGACACAACUUCAUGAGCGAGUGCGCACCUUUCAGUUUUUGCAUUGGUUUUCCUUUACGGAUGCUUUUCAAGUCUUUGCGGAAAUGCGCAAGCUUGAGCGUGCUUCCGUUGGCUCCGUAACGUGGGCAAGCUUGGCUAGUUUUGGAAAGGGAAAGGCAAAGCCUUCCACUGCCCCUGAAACGAAAUCUGCAGAGGAGGUUCCUGCUGUUUUGGUGCCUCCUGCAGAAGAAUCGCCUCAGCCGCUUUCACUUUCCUGUGAUGAAGAGCACGAGCCAGUGUAUUCGGAAGGCGAGGACGUUCAAAGCGAACUUUUCGAUCCCGAAGAAGAAGAAGAGCUUAUUUUUGACAACAAAGGGAUCAGAGUCUUGAACUAG